AUGGCCCUGAAGCCAGGAGGGCCUGGGUUCACAUCCCAAGCCUCAGCACAGACUUACCACGUGACCAUGGGCAGCUCAGUGAACCCCUGGGAACUUCAGGAGAAAACCAGGAAACACGAGUUCUCUGUGGACAUGACCUGUGAAGGCUGCUCCAAUGCGGUCAGUCGGGUGCUCAACAAGCUGGGAGGAGUUGAGUUUGACAUUGACCUACCCAACAAGAAGGUUUGCAUCAACUCUGAGCACAGCGUGGACCUUCUGCUGGAGACGCUGGGAAAAACAGGAAAAGCUGUUUCCUACCUCGGCCCCAAGUAAUGAGGGCCUGGACCCCUGGGCCCAAGAUGGACCAACGGGGGCAGGUCGCUGAUCCUCUCCUGCCUUCCAGACAGACCUGGGGCCUGGCAGUCCUACUUGGCAAUGGGGGUUCCCACAGAGACCCUCACUUGCUCUGCUCCUCCCUACCUUCCCUGCAAUAAAAUCGAGCCACUUUGGUUGGAA
Acinonyx jubatus (cheetah) is the source of this 495-nucleotide messenger RNA. RefSeq names its product antioxidant 1 copper chaperone (gene ATOX1). Gene Ontology annotation, cellular component: cytosol. Gene Ontology annotation, molecular function: copper chaperone activity; metal ion binding. The transcript has 4 exons. The record is from RefSeq and is a predicted model, not a curated record. Bases 1 to 312 code for a protein of 103 amino acids. Gene Ontology annotation, biological process: copper ion transport. Lineage: Eukaryota; Metazoa; Chordata; Mammalia; Carnivora; Felidae.